Candidula unifasciata is the source of this 1152-nucleotide messenger RNA. NCBI's taxonomy places the organism in Eukaryota, Metazoa, Mollusca, Gastropoda, Stylommatophora, Geomitridae. The record is from the annotation of a GenBank genome assembly.
AUGAAUACAACGGAUUUAUAUAACAUGACGGUGAUAAGUGAAACAAUUUCAAGUAUGCAUACAACGGAUGUGUAUAACAUGGCGUCGACUGAUGAAAACCACGCCCCUAGAAGAUAUAUAUGGCAAUGGAGGGUGGGACUAUUUGCGGUGGGCGGAGCCUGUAUUGAGUGUGUUGGUGUCAUUUGCAACAUCAUAGCCAUCAUUGUCCUCGCGAAUUUCAGAAGCCGCUCGUCCGCUCCGUUUUUGCUGAUCUGCCUGUCCGUCUUUGAUUCCCUCUACCUGCUCUCCAUGUUGUUUCUGGAAAACCUCGCCAUCAUGGAGGGGGGACAACUGUUCAAUGCCAGCUACCGGGAAUUCACACUGCCGAUUUACGAUUUUGAAUUUAAAAGCAUUGUUCUUGUAUUUUCCAGGGUCCUGUACCCUACCCCGUUUCUGAUGCAGACGUGCACUAUUUAUCUCGUGGUCCUGAUAACAUUAGAAAGGUUUGCUGUGGUGGCCUGGCCUUUUGUGGCUCAUCGGAUUUGUAGAAAUGAUUUCGGAAGAUCGACAUUCUACACGGAAAUCUUCAUCAAACGGCUUAACAUUAUCGUGAACUUUGCACUUCCGUUUGUUCUACUCAUCCUGUUUAAUUAUUUCAUGAUUAUUUCCCUUCGAAAAAGCAGGAUGAACGCCACGUCAAAGCGGACUUUCACGACGGACGAGCGCCGAAUGACCAUGAUGGUCUUCUGUAUGACGUCAAUUUUCUUCGUCUGCGAACUGGUGGCGGCAAUAUGUCAAAUUGUUCUCAUGGGCUUCUCAUCGUACGACCAGCUUCCUGUGGAGAUAAGCAGAUUCUCCGCCAUCGCUGACACCUGCCUCUUGAUCAACUCGGCCAUCAACUUCGCCAUCUACUGCGUCUCCGGCAAAAAAUUCAGGCAGACUUUUGUACAGCUUUUUUGUCGAUGCAGAAGUAAACCACACAAGAAACAGCCAUUCUGCGUUAUUUCUGGAUCCAAGACUGGUGUGAAUUCGUGCCUCACCCGAACUAGAAAACCCCGAAGAAGCACCACGGAGUCUAGUCUUAGCUCUAUUAGCAAUGGGACACGAAGCUCCAAGUGCACUGAUUCGGACAGUAUUCACAAGAAGUUGAGUGUUAUCGCCCCUGAGGGAUAG